AUGGAUGUCCAGGAUGAGGUCCGAGACGCAGUAUUCCGACGCUUCCCAGCGGGUGUGGAUGCUCCAAUCUUCGAACAAGACAUGAUGACCGCUGCUUUCAAGCAGCUGGAGGUUGCUGCUACGUUCGACCCCUCUAGCCCACAAGGUCGGCAAGCGAGUCCAGCCACAUCAGAGAUUAACCCCUCAGUAGCGAUCGCCUGUGAUAUAUUGCGCUUUCUAGACACAUGCCCAAGCUUGCUAUUCGAGGCCGCUAGUCAAGACAUUGAGGAUCUUGCAGACAGUCAUAUCUUUGAGUGGUUCCUACUCUGCAUGACGUCUCCCGAUGAUGAGAUCUUGCGCCAGACUUGCAACGUCGUCAGGCGAUUAUUUUCCAACCCUUCUACAGCAGACAAAUUAAAGGUUUUACAGAGAUCUAGGUCGCUAGCUUUGAAAGAGGAGUUUUGGGGGCGUAGCACCUUGAUACUUUCUUCCAUGGCCAAUAAGAUCGCACAUAACCCAAGUAACUCAGGACUCUCUGAUAUCAAAAACUAUCUCGAGGCCCGGGUAUUGCUCUUGACAUCAAUUCCAGAGCCGGCGCGUCUACACGAUGAGAUCAACGACUUGUCUUCAGUUGCUUCCAAGGUCGAAACGGCCCUUCUUGUGUCUCUAUGCUCAGCGGACCUCGAGACUUGCGAACAAGUUACUACCUGCAUCCGAUACUUUCUUCGAGAGUGCACUAUUCUUGAGACCUCGUUGACCUCGGCAAAACAAGUUGCAAGUAUGCUCCGGAACUCUGUAGUAUUCCAUGAGCUGGCCUCUCGAGACUUUCGUCUAACAGGCCUAGUCGCCUUCCAAAAGCGCGUGAGGAGCCUACUACGUCGCCUGCAAUAUCCGACAAGUGGAAUUUUGUAUGCAUGGGAGCUAGCAUUCGAAAAAUGGGUCACACUUUCGAGGGAGAUAUCGACGUCUUUGUCGAUUUCUUUAGAGAGCCAAACCCUUGCUGAGUGGCGCAACUUUUCGGGAUUCUUAGCAUCCUUGGGCGGGAUCUGCACAACAGCCCAAGCAACCUCGCUAGAGGAGCCGACAAUCAGCGGCUUACGUUGGAUUGAUAGGCUGUCCUCUGAGAACCACGAAGAGCCUCUCCUCACAAGGUACCUAAGGCUCAGCAUCCGCCUGUUAGCGUGCUCGGACGUACGCGUUCGUGAGGCGACUCGGGAAAUUCUUACAACUGAAGUUUCUCCCGCCCUAUUUCAACCUCUCUUUCGGGCCCUAGAAUCUGAGCUUGAGAUCCUCUUCGCAGGCAGUCUUGCCUUAUCAGAGAGUGGACGUGACAUAGAAGUGAUUUUUGCGGAACAAACUGCAUCCCUUUUACGAGGACUUAUCGAACGGCUAGAUACACCCGCCGAUCUUGGGGCCGCUUCUUCUGUCCACCUUGGGGCUCUAACUCUUGAUUUCGCGAGGUUUCUUGAUUCAUUAAAUGAAACCACAGCUGUACAGAGGGUGAAGAUAAAAGUCUGCCAUCUGUGCGAAGCCGUCACAAAGAGAAAAGAAUAUCUCAAUCUACGAGACGACGUUAGGAUCCGUAACCAGCUCCUCGAGUCGAUAUUUGGUUGGUUAGCAGACCCUCGAGGUACACGCCACGAUACCGGGUCGCAAGUCCGCCCUGACGAGUCCCUCCGGAUCCAAAGAGACUUAGAUAAAGCAUGUCUCCGUGCCUUGGCUGAACUAACAUUACGAUUACCUCUUCAACCAGCAGAGGGCCAGAGUGAUGCUGGCGCGAGCGAACUAAAAUCUCAGAUGUUUCUUCAAUAUUUUACACGCUUCUUGUCCCUUUUAAACCACGAAACGUCGGAACUAGGGACAAAAGAAAUUCCUCAGCCCGUGGUUGCCCUCCGUGAUGAGGGUGGCUCAACUCCGGAGCUUACUAUCAUUAUUCUAUCUAAUCUUCUCAGUGCCAAUAUAGAUGUUGGACUGAAACAUUCGCUCAAUAUAGGCUAUCAUGAGAAUAUCGAAAUACGGACGGCGUUUGUUAAGGUCCUGUACAAUAUUCUCAUUCAAGGCACUGAGUUCGGCAAUCUAAGCGAUACGGUGGUAAGCGAGAAAUACGAAGAGCUACUAGAGCUUCUUACAAGGGACGUACCGCUAGCAGCAGCAAUGGGGGCAGUUUGCCCGAGUAGCGAGGUUGAUGAACUUACUGUUUCUCUCCUAACCAUAUUCGAACAGCGUGGCCUGAGUUUCCAUCUGCUCGAGGCCCUUGUUAAACAUGAGGUUGACAACACUGAAAAUGAAUCAGAGCUGCUUCGCCGCAACUGUGUGGCUACGAAAAUGCUGUCCAUAUAUGCAAAAUGGAAAGGUGCAUCCUACUUAAAGUCAACACUGCAAAAGGUUGUUGAGCGUUUGAUGCUAACUUCAAACGACCUUGACCUCGAACUCGAUCCUGCGCGGGUGAGUUCACCAGACGAACUUCAAAAACGCUCUCCAGCUACGAAUCGUAGCCAAAGUAUUCAUCGAUGA
Molecule: messenger RNA, 2493 nt
Organism: Parascedosporium putredinis
Lineage: Eukaryota; Fungi; Ascomycota; Sordariomycetes; Microascales; Microascaceae
Source: the annotation of a GenBank genome assembly